AUGGAAGCCAAGGUUCAGCCCUAUGUUUUCCUCCCGGCUGCUCGAAGCUCACUUUCAGAGCUGCGUCGACGAACUGCCAUACGAGCUGUCACACCCGGUUCAUCCUCCGGCUGUUGCCGGCCGCAAAGUACAGAAAUUGGAGCUCAGGUUCUUCUUCUCACCGGCAGAAGAACGAGCAGGGGAGCUCCGGGCGGCAGCACGAGCAGGCCCGUCGGGGAAGAGCAGCAACUUGCAGACGAGCAGCAGAAGAAGCUCGAGGUUGAGGAGGAGCUUGAGUCCCAGGCCCGCCUGGAGCUCCAGGUCCAGGCACUCGAGACCCAGGCGCGUGCAGGUCCUGUGCGGCGCCGGCGCAGGCCCUGGGCGGCGGGAGGGAUAGCAGCGCAGCCCUGGGCGGCGGGAGGGGAUCGCGACGCAGCCCUAGGCGGCGGGAGGGAUCACGGCUGGAGAGGAUGGCGGCGGAGCAGCGCCCUUCAGCAGUGGAGCCGCCGCCCGUCGAGGUGGUCGCCGUGGAGGAGCAGGUGGACGGCGCGGCGCAGCUCGCCUCCGUGCGGGCGACACAGCUCGCCUCGGGCGGCGCAGCUGGGCAGGGGCGGCGGUGGUUCACAGCGGUGGCGCAGGCCCUGGCCGUCGUCACCUGCUCGGCCUUAUGGUGGGUGCCGACGGUGGCGCGGGCGACCACGGUGUGCGUCGGCGACGAAGAAAGGAGGAAGAAGUAGCGGGGUCUGAUUAGCAAGAGAUUUGAAGCUAGAAGGGGUUUUCUGCAAAAUUGUAAAUGAACUAAGCAGUGGACAACUAUUCCCGGAUGGAGGGAGUACAUACGCUAUAACUGAUAGAUACACAUGGUCAUACACCUCUUCCUAUGGGGGUUUAGCUGUGAUCAGCCCAGGAUAAUGUAGACAAAUGAUGAUGUUAGUGAUAACAAAGACUCGUGGUAAACCGGCCCGGAUGGCAUUUGGGUUUUGUAAGUACAAUCUUCAUAUCAUAUUCUCUCCAUUGGGAAUUA
Molecule: messenger RNA, 1003 nt
Organism: Triticum aestivum (bread wheat)
Lineage: Eukaryota; Viridiplantae; Streptophyta; Magnoliopsida; Poales; Poaceae
Exons: 3
Coding region: 1-726 (241 amino acids)
Source: RefSeq, a predicted model, not a curated record